Molecule: messenger RNA, 723 nt
Organism: Diaporthe citri
Lineage: Eukaryota; Fungi; Ascomycota; Sordariomycetes; Diaporthales; Diaporthaceae
Exons: 2
Coding region: 1-723 (240 amino acids)
Source: RefSeq, a predicted model, not a curated record
AUGAGAGAAGGCGACGUUUUGCCCUACGACGACAACAAACACAACCACACCCACCACCGACGCCACUCCUCGAGGAUAUCUUCGUCCGGCGGCCACAACCAUCUCGAGCCCCCGCGCCACGACCCUCCUCCCCCCUCCCACUCCUCCCGGCCGCUGCCGUCCUUGCUCGUGAAGGCGUGCAGGAACAUGCAUCCGCCCUCCUUCAAGCAGCUCCUCACAACAUGCAUCGUCCUCACAGUCUGUCUCUUCCUCUACAGCAGGCGACUAUGGGCCGUCCCAACAUCACAAACCCAUGACGAGUGGGCAAAACCUCCACCCGCCCCAAUACAGCAGGACCAGUCGGACCCGACCAUUCCAACACCCCCCGACGCCGAAAAGGUUGAGCACCAGACUCCUUUCCAGCAGGUCCCAUACCACUGGAACGACUACCAACCUCUCCAAGGUUUCUUCCACGGGGUCCGCACCCUCGUCGACUACAAGCGAUGGGUUCCCGAACAGCUCCAAGAGUCUGCCGACGUAAAGGUCGCAGACAAGAACCCCCUCCAGCCCACCGUAGCGAACCCUUACGCCCAUCUCGACGGCGUCCAGAAAUGCUUCCUCGACAACGAAGGAACCGUACCAGCUCCCGACACCAUUUCCUACCCCGGCAUACCUGCGAACAUGCCCGCCCCCUACUUUGGCGGUUACGAAGAGCUUGGUCUGGCCCCGAACCAAUGCUUUUGA